AUGCCCAGCGAGAGCUGUGGUUUUCGCGAAAGUGAUUCAAAAGAUAACUUGAAAUACUCAAGAUCAGAUUUGAAUGGGCAAUCAGAAAUAAAUGAAAAUCAACUGUUCCGAAAAAAUUCAAUCGAAAAUUUACUCGAUAUGCCAAUCCUUAGAAAGGAGCUGACCGAAAUAUUGUCAUUCUCUGCUCUUGUCCCUUCACUUAAACCGUCAUGUGUAUAUAGACAACUGGAUGACCAAGUUUCACCAGAAUCCAACGUUCCAAUGUUAGUCAAGCGCUACUUUGAUGAAUUUGGAUUUCGAAUAGAUGAUCUUGGUAAUAUUUUGUGUAAAUCAUCCCCGUACACUUUAAUUAACCCGUUUUAUAUAGCCCAUCAAUAAGGAUAAUAUCGGUAAUGUUGAGUACAUAUAAAUCUAAAACAAACACCAAAAGGGGUCCUCAUCGAUAAAGCCGAGCGAAUGAAAAGCACCUUGCACUUCGUUUUAUAGGGAUUCAGGUAUUAAAUACAACUGCAAAUGACAGAAAAUGUGAAGACAUUAAACCAAAUUAGGAUUAAAUAAUUGUAGCCAGUUGCUGUGUAUAAAAUAAACUAGUUUACGUAUGUUUUGAAAUAAAUUGUUUGAUUAGAUUUCGAAACCGUACAAUUAUAUAUAAAUUCAUUUGACUGUGUUCCGGAUUAUAUUUAUGUACCAUCGCAGUUAAACUAGAAUACCUGAAAAGUGACAAGAGUGCGGGUCUUUUGAUACUGGAUGGCUGUACCUCUAAAAGGUAAUAAUAAUGACAAGAUUUGGGAUACAGUAAUGGAAAGAAUAGGUCACUCUGUUAUACGAAAUAUAACGACUGCCAAACGGCUAACGGAACGAUUAUGUUACAGAUAAAGCUAAGAUAGAUGCGAAAAAGUAAAUGGAAGAAUAAAAAUUUGAGCAGUUUUAUAAACCGAAACGACACGUCAUGUCUUAGCUACAUUGUCAGUCUAACUUCCAGCCGUGAUUCUAAGAAAACAGAUUAUUCGGCCCAACCGACACGACCAUCAAACGCCCUUACGCAAUCCAUGUAUGCUAAAUUCACCAAGCGUGGUGUCUAAAUACAAGACGGAGAAGUUGAUUUCUCUCUACAUGAUAGUGCACUGAAUGGAAAGCGAAUUUCAGUUCUUUAUUGGAACUCAAAAUCUGAAAUUUAGCAGUUUUUUUAUUGGUAUUCUAAUAGAGCAUAUAAGGAUUUUCCCUUUCAUUUACUCAAAUCUAUAACGUUCAUACUAUGAAAUUAUGUGUAAUUAUUCCUUUGGUUUACAUUUCAAUAAACGAUAAGGGUUAGAAUUCCUAUAUCCACACCCUAAGCGAAUAGGUCUUAACUUUGAAUCCAUCAACUAUCAUGACUAAAUAGAAACGUGCAGCUUUAUUGGCAUUUCAACCACUAUAUCCUAAUGCAGCACAAUAAGCUUUCUUGCUCCAUCCGAGCUAGUAUGUAGAGUGAAGACUACAGCUAUCAGCAAACCCUCAGCAACGUUAUACGGUAUGAAAAUUGUACGUCGCAGACCAGUUAGUUGGCAGGAUUAGCUUUAAUCGGGUCGAUACUGUAAUUGCCUUUGCCAGUGUAAC
This is a messenger RNA of Schistosoma guineensis, 1596 nucleotides long. The record is from the annotation of a GenBank genome assembly. NCBI's taxonomy places the organism in Eukaryota, Metazoa, Platyhelminthes, Trematoda, Strigeidida, Schistosomatidae.